CGCACCCUGAUAUGACUUGUUGAAGACAUACUGACGGCUCUUAUUUAAUGGUGCGUUUGUAAAUUCACUCUGGCUAUCUACUCCGACUUUAGAGUACUCUCGUCUAAGUGUGCAGAAUAAUUUAUAAAUUUACGAACCUGCAAAACUGGUCAAAUAUGACCGGUGUCAGUAAACGUAGGCAAAAAACGUUCUAGAUGACAUGACAACAGCAUAACCAGCUUUGCUAGUGGAGUAAAAUGGUCAGAGUAAGGUGCUCUGGAGGUAGCUACUAGCAAGCUAGCCAACUUUAGCCAGUUAAAAUUGGGUGCUCCUGGAGCGAAACACAAUUUACAAACGGAUAAUCUGGCAAUUCCAAACGCCCAGAGCGCACUCUGGCACUCCAAAUAGAAUUUAUGAACGCACCCAACAUAUUAUAGAAUAACUGUGCGUUCGUAAAUUCACUCUGGCUAUCUACUCCGACUUCUGAGCACUGUUGUCUGAAUGUGCCAGAGCGCAGAAUAACUGAUGCAUUUAUAUACACACAACACCGCUGAAUAUGAUCGGUGUCCAAAGUCAGCUGCAGUUACAGUCACCGAUGCUCUAGGUAACAUGGAAACAGCCUGACCACCUCUGCUAGGAUGUCAGAGGAUUUGUUGAAACAGUUGGGCAGCUACAAAGCACAGUUGCAACAAGUGGAAGCCGCCUUAUCAACCGACCCUGAAAAUGAAGACCUUCUCAAAUUACAGAAAGACUUAUCGGAAGUCAUAGACUUAACAAAAGACCUCCUGACGUCGCAGCCCUCCGAAGGUACUGCUACUGCCAACCGCUCAGAUGCAGCCCCCCUGAAACAUAGGUGGAGUGUUGGGGACAGGUGUAUGACUGUGUGGAGUCAGGAUGGACAGGUGUAUGAAGCUGAGAUUGAGGAGAUAGACGGCGAGAAUGGCACGGCGGCCAUCACCUUCUCCGGCUACGGGAACGCAGAGGUGGUGCCACUGCAGAACCUCAAGCCUGCCGAGGAGGGCAAGCACUCUGAGGAUGACGGGAAAUCCAAGUCCAGGAAGGAGCAGAUGGCAGACCAGAGGGAGUACAAGAAGAAGAAGGCCCAGAAGAAGGUGCUGAGGAUGAAGGAACUGGAACAGGAGCGAGAAGACCAGAAAUCCAAGUGGCAGAGUUUUAACAACAAGGCCUAUAACAAGAACAAGAAAGGACAGGUGAAGAGGAGUAUAUUUGCAUCGCCGGAGAGUGUAAACGGCAAGGUGGGAGUAGGAACAUGUGGCAUAGCAGACAAACCUAUGACCACGUAUCACGACACAUCCAAAUAUAACGUCAGGCAUCUAAUGCCACAGUGACCUAACAUUUUUAUCUUUGUGUAAAAGUAUCCUAUUGUAUAGUAGCAAGAUCAUUGCUUACCUUUGUGUUUAUAUGGUUUGGGUUACCCCAGUAAAGGAGCUUUGAAACAAAUUGCUUGCUCACCAUUGGUUGUCUCAUUGGGAAAUUGUCCUUACCAGUAUUAUCACAUAGAACAGCAGAAUUCUUAAUAAAAUAAAUAACCACUGUAAUGGAGUUGCAGCACAAAUAAUGGUUGUGGUGAAAUUAGUCUGGGUUGCUGUAUCUUUCUGAAUGCAACAAAGGCCAAAAAACUAUUUCCAUGUUUUCAAUGUUACACAUUUAUUAUAGAUUUUUCAGGUUGAACUAGACUAUAAUAUACAUUUUCACAAUUUAGUGAUAAGACCCUUUUUAAAGCAAGUCAUAUAAAGAUAAUUUUACAUCUCAGUUUUGUACAUUUACAGGGAAACACAUUUUUUUGUUUAGAGGUAAGAUGUUUCUCUCAUUUUUCCCUGAACCCUGAAUUUUUCAUAUUGGUACUGAAUGUUGUUUAACACAGUUCCUCCAGAUGGCAGUAAUGUAUUUUAUACCGUCUUUGUUCUGUGAUGUAUGUCAAUGACCUUAUGCCACUGCUGGUGAUAUAAGCUUUUUAAAAAAUAAAAUAAAAUCAGGGAUGAGUUGUGGAUUCUCCUAUUAAACCUU
This is a messenger RNA of Oncorhynchus kisutch (coho salmon), 2007 nucleotides long. Its product is annotated as survival of motor neuron-related-splicing factor 30-like. Gene Ontology annotation, biological process: regulation of alternative mRNA splicing, via spliceosome; mRNA processing. The transcript is spliced from 6 exons. Gene Ontology annotation, molecular function: RNA binding. Lineage: Eukaryota; Metazoa; Chordata; Actinopteri; Salmoniformes; Salmonidae. Bases 618 to 1328 code for a protein of 236 amino acids. Gene Ontology annotation, cellular component: nucleus; cytoplasm; precatalytic spliceosome. The record is from RefSeq and is a predicted model, not a curated record.